AUGGCGGCUGAAGCAUCAGAAGGAUCCGCCGCCCCACCGUCGCCGGCAUCCACAUCGGCCAAGACCAUCACGGAUAGGAACCUCAAGAAGCGAGCCUCGCCCGAUGAUGAUUCCGAGGCACCCCAAAAAGUGACGAAGCGACGGGCUGCUCGCGCUUGUGUGUCUUGCCGAGCACGCAAAGUCCGCUGCGACGUUGUUGAGGGCGCACCUUGUGGAAACUGUCGCUGGGACAAUGUCGAGUGCGUUGUUCAAGAAAGCCGCAGACGAAAAAAGAAUCAUCUCACGGCCAGCACAGUGGGCCAGGCCGCCCCCACCGAGGCACAGCUGCGAUGCAAGACGGCGUCCAACAACCCCUUGGCGAUAAGCACCGCGGACCUCCGACGCCCUAGCAGCGGCUCUGCCAUUUCCACGAGCAGCAUUGACGGCCCGAGCAGCUUUCUGAACAAUUCCGGCCUCGAUAACCAUGUGCCACACAUGAUCUACCAACGCUCUGGCUACCGUCAUGACCCCGUACUACUCAAUAAGCUGCAUUCCACUGAGGGUAGCUCACAGCGCGUGGGGUGGUCAAACCUCAUGACCACAGCCUCGGUGUUUGACAACCUGCGCACGUCCCAAUUCAUCAACUCCGUCGAGGAGGCAGACAAUACCAGUAUCAGCAGCAGCAGCAACAACAACAACAACAGCUCCAAGCUCCCCGCCUUUCUACGCCCCCUACCGACUAAGAUUGCUGCCGAGGAUGUCAAGUACCUCCACAUCAAGGGUGCCCUGUCACUCCCCACCCUGCCGCUCCAGAACGCUCUGUUGCAAGCUUACGUCGAAUUUGUCCACCCUUACAUGCCACUCAUGGACCUCAACCACUUCCUCGGCACCAUCAACACCCGUGACGGACGCAAUGGCCAGACUAGUCUGUUCUUGUAUCAGGCCGUGAUGUUUGCGGCAUCUGCUUUCGUGGAUAUGAAGUACCUCCGAGAAGGGGGUUACACCACGCGCAAGGCCGCCCGCAAAUCUUUUUUCCAGAAGACAAGGUUGCUCUACGACUUCGACUACGAGUCAGACCGCCUUAUUCUCGUUCAGGCACUGCUUCUGAUGACGUACUGGUAUGAGACACCAGAUGACCAGAAGGACACUUGGCACUGGAUGGGAGUGGCAAUCUCACUUGCACACACCAUCGGACUUCACCGCAAUCCCGGAUCUACGAGCAUGACUCCCGCUAAGCAGAAGCUCUGGAAGCGGAUAUGGUGGUCUUGCUUCAUGCGAGACCGGCUUAUCGCUCUGGGCAUGAGGCGGCCGACCCGCAUCAAGGAUGAGGACUUUGAUGUCCCCAUGCUGGAGGAGAGUGAUUUUGAAAUUGAGGUUCUUCCGGAGGACAACACAGUCAUCCCGGCCUCAUGCACCCUCGUUCGGGAUGUUGAUAUGCAGCGAGAGCUGGCCAUCAUGUGUAUUGCCAAGGCCCAGCUCUGCGUAUGCAUCAGCCACAUGCUUAAGGCUCAGUACUCUGUUUUGAUCCGGGAUAAGAUGAAGCCCGAGAACACCACAAACAGCACCAUGAUGCUGUUCCCUAACAAGCAGCUCGACAAUGUUGAGAGCGUUACCGAGGUGGACCACGAACUUAUGGCAUGGGCCGAGUCCCUGCCGACCUGCUGCCAGUUCCGUACCCUUACUCCGUUGGACGUCAAGGAUGGCCGAUCUACCAUUGCGGUGCAGCGAACUCUCCUGCACAUGGUUUAUUACACGACCAUCUCUGCCCUGCAUCGACCCCAAUUCCUGCCUUCAUCGCCCCUCCAGGCCCCCACGACAUCUCGUCAGGUCCAGGACAUGUCUCGUCUGAGAGUGCGUGAUGCUGCCAUGCACAUCACCCGCAUGGCGACGGAGCUGCACCAGUGCCGCCUGGAGCGCUUCCUCCCUACUACCGGUGUAACUGUCAUUCUGCCGGCCAUGAUCAUCCACCUCUUAGAGAUGAAGAACCCGGCGCCACAGUCCCGUGAACGUGCGACUAGGGGAUUCCGACAGUGCAUGCGAGUGAUGGAGAAGCUGCGCGAAGUAUAUGCAGCUGCCGACUAUGCGACAGGAUUCCUUGACGCAGCCUUGAGGAAGGCGGCGAUCGAUAUCAACGCGAAUAUUGCCCCGUCGACUAUUGCGAUGAUGAAGCGGGUGCCGGUCGAGUUUAGCGCUCAAACGCCGCCUCCCGAGAACGCACCGUAUAUGACGGCAUCUGAGUCCCUCUUCAACGAGCGACCUAAGAAGGAGCCCCAGCCUACACCAACACCGACACCGACGAGAAUGAUGCCGCCCAACACGGUCAACGCGGCGGCCCUGGAGUUGUCAACCAACUCACCGCCACAGACGGAGCUGGAGUCACCGGGAGCCGGGAUUACACCGAGCGCAAGCGGUGCUUCAGAGGAGAUCCAGCUGGAUGUGGAGCAGAUGGACCUGGAUUUCAUGCAAGGCCACGACGAAUUCGACUGGAACGCCGUAGCUGGAACCGACUUUGACGUUGACCAAUGGCUGCAGUUUCCCCCAGAGGGAGUUGCGAACCAAGACGAGAACUUGAUUGCCGGUGUAUUGGGACGGGGUGUCGAUGAGCCUCCGACCAUGUCAGCCGAGCAAGCGUUGAAUUGGGCCAUGAGCGCCGAGGUAGACCCUAAUGCCAUGACGGAGAUUCUCACACGGGGCUAG
Messenger RNA from Ilyonectria robusta, 2676 nucleotides. Its product is annotated as fungal-specific transcription factor domain-containing protein. The transcript is spliced from 5 exons. Gene Ontology annotation, molecular function: DNA binding; zinc ion binding; DNA-binding transcription factor activity, RNA polymerase II-specific. The record is from RefSeq and is a predicted model, not a curated record. Bases 1 to 2676 code for a protein of 891 amino acids. NCBI's taxonomy places the organism in Eukaryota, Fungi, Ascomycota, Sordariomycetes, Hypocreales, Nectriaceae. Gene Ontology annotation, biological process: DNA-templated transcription; regulation of DNA-templated transcription.